AUGUUAAGAAAAAAAGAUUUAACUUUUAUUCCCUUUAAGGAGAAUAGUAGAACUUCAAAUAAUUAGCUUAGAGGUGGAGGAUGUGGAUAAUCCAAAUAAAAAGGGAAAAAUAUCAAUGAAAUAACAAUGCCAGAGAGUGAAAUUCCUUCUGAUUUUUUGAAAAAUCUUAAUGACAAUGUUGAUAAAAUAAUUAAGAAGGCCUCUUUAAUAUUAGAUUAAGGAUAGAAGGUUGAAGUCUUAAUGGCAAUUCAAUGGAUUUUUAAUAAUCGGGAACAUUUAAAUACUUGUUGUAUUUCUAAUAAAUUAACAAUAUCUAUUUAUAAUUUAGUACUAAACAAUUUUGAAAAACUAUUAAAAAUCCUUCCAAUUUAUUUGAGGACUAAUUGGUAUCUCUGUUAUCAAGCGUUAUAAAUUUGCAAUGAAUUAGCUCGCAUAAUCUAUUCAUUUUAGCUAAAAAAUGAUAAAUGCGGAUUUAUAACUUCAAUGCUAAAUCGUGAUAGAAAUUUUGAAGUGGAAAAAUAAUAAGAAUACUUAAAUGAUCUUGAAGAAUUCAAAACUUAAUUAGAAAUUGAAAAAGCAAAUGUUUGGAAAUGUGGAAUUGAGUUUGAAUUAAAUCUAAUCAAAAUAAUGCUAAUUAACGCUAACACUAAUUCAUAGGAGGGGAAAGAAAUACUGAUUAAUAUUGUAAAAAAUAUUGGUUAAUCUAUUAUUUCAAUGUCAGCAACUGAUAAUUUGAUACCAAGUUUAAUUAAUGGAGCGAAAUUUUUACUUCUUAAAUUCAAAAAUAAAUUUUUGUAUCCUUUAGAAGUUUAUGCAACUUAUUAUUUAUUUUAAAUCAUUAAAUGGUCAAUAAUAAAACAGUUAAAAUCUAAAUAUUCUGUUUAUAAAUAAAUAAAACAAAUAAAAGAUACAUUUUAAGAAUAUAUUUUAUUAUCAGAUAAUUGGAUUUUGCAUUCAUGUUGGAUUAUGAUGAUUGCCGAUAUUUUAGCUUACAGACCAAUUAUUAAUAAAUAAUUAAUAAGCACAAAUCCUAUUGAAUAAUAUUAAAAAUGGAAUGAUUUAAUUGAAGCUGGAUUAAUUCAUUGUGUUUCUUAUAAUCCAAAUUAAGCCUAAAUUGUUUUAUUUGUAAAAUAAUAAUAAAGAAGUUUGAUUUGGAAAUAGUAAAUUUGUUAGAAGCUCAAGGCAAAAUAAAAUUGGAAUUAUUUUAAUCUUGUCUUUUAACUGGAGAGUUAGCAUAAAAUAUUAAUAUAUGGGAUUUCUAUAAGAAUUUCUCAUUUUAGAAAAACAAAUAAAUUCAAAAGAAGGAUUAUGAAAUUCUAUUAGUUAACAAUGAAUUAAAUAUUUUAGAAAGGUCAUAUGAGUAUUUGAAAUAGUCAAAGGAUGAACUCUGUGCUAUUUAAUUAUAAAUUUAAGAAUUAUUAAGUGAUGAAUUUUUAUAAUCGAAGCAAACAGAACUUUCAAACAAAUUAUAUUAAGAUGAAUUAUAAGUUCUUAUAAAACAAUUUAUCAAUUCAUAUAAAAAAGCAAUUUAUUAAAUUAGAAUCAUUUAGGAAUUCAUGUUUUUUGAAUAAUACAAAUUUAAUUUACUUAUUCCUUACUUUAAUUUUAUAAAAGAAGAACCAAAAUGUCAAUUGAUAUAGAUUCUGAAGUAAAUUCAAGAUACAUUCAAAUCACAGCUUGAAAAUUUUUAAGUGUCAUUUUUUAAAGAAUACAUAAAUGCUAUUGAAUAUGUUAGUUAAAUUUCAAUAACUAGUCUAAAUUUUAAACAAAUAGAAUAGAAGAAUCUACAUUAGAAUUGUUAAUUAUUUAAUAUCUAAAACUUGCAUGAUCUAUUUAAAGGUUUUUAAAAGUAAUUUGAUUAAUUUAUAAAAAAUAUAAGAAAUUUUACAAAUGAAUUUCUCAAAUAAAUCUCAGAGAUGAAUUAGAUUAGCAAUAUGAUUUAAUUUAAACGAUAGGAGAUAUUUGAAUUUUUGAUCUCAACUCGUUCUAUAAGUUGGAUUUAAAAAUUAAUAGAAAUCACUACAAAUUCUUUUUUGUAAAUAUUUAAGGAAUUUAAAGUUGUAAAUAAAUAGCAAAUUGAAUCUAUAUCAGAUGUAAAAUAAAAGUUGAUAGAUUGUAAAAGAGAAACAAUGAUUGCAAAGACUUUAAAAUAAAUAUUGCAAGCCUAAUUAUACAGACAAUAAAUCUUUAAAGAGAAAUUAAAUUUGGAGUAAAAACCAUUAAAAUAAUAAUUUGGGUAAUUGGAUUAAAAUUUCAUACAAAAUUUAAUAAAUCUAAUGAAAUAAGAAAAAGAAAAAAUUCAAAAUUCAAUUAAAAAUGAAGAAACAGAAGAAGAAGCAUAAAAUUUUGAUAUAAAAAUUAAAGAGAUUCUCAAAAUGAUUAAGAAUGAUUAUAUAAAAAUAUAGAAGGAUGAUUAAUGUAUUAAUAAUUAAACUAUUGAAAUAUAUUAGUGCGCUUUAAAUUUAAUAUCAAAAGCAUAAUUUAACUUAAUAAGCAUUUUGAAUUAAGCUAAUUAAAAGUAAUGCUUAACGAAAUUAAUUAAAAAAUAUGAUGAUUUUAUUAAUUCCAAUGAGAUAGAAUAUAGGAAGAAAUUAGAUACAGGUAAAACAGUAUUGUAAUAGACUGAUCACAAUAAAUCUAAUAAUACAUUUUCAAAUUUUUUUGAUUUUUAUUAGGAAAAGAUUAAUUCUAAUUUAGAAAUUAUUUAAGGUGCUUAUAUACAUUUAAAAUCUUACAAAUCAAUGAUAUAAAUUGGGUUAGAUAUGAUAUUAAAUUUAAAAGAAAAAAAUAUAGAUUUAAAUACUUAGAUAGCAAAGUUAAAAGUAAAGUGUAAUAAAAUGUUAAUAAAUUUUAAUGAAGAAGAUCUUAUAACAAAACUUAAGGUUAUAAAUGGAAAUAAUUAAGGUUUGGAAGUUUAGGGCCAAGAAGAGAUUUCAUUUACUUUGGAAAAUUUUAUUGCGCUUUCAGAUAUUUAAUCUUCCCAUGAGAAUUGUAAAUCUUAAACUGUAGAUGAAAUUUAUUUAACUAUUUUAAAGGAUUUAGAAUAAUAAUAAAUAGAAAUAAAAAUAUCGAUGUUAGGAAUUUUAGAUUUUAAAACUCCAUAUAAGGUGAAAGAAUUUUUAGCAUUUAAUUUAAUUCGACUUUAACAAAGUGUUUAAGAAGAUUGUAUUACUUAAUUUUCAUCCAAAUUUCUUUAAUAUUUAUGGAUAUUUGAAAAAGAUUAAAGAGUAGGAAAUAUAUUAAAAAAUAAGGAAUUGAUAGAAAUGCAAAAAUAGUUAUUUUCUUCAAAUUUACAAUCUUCAGCAGAUUAGAUUAAAUAAGAGAUGAAGUAAAGAAUAAAUAAUCUUGAAAAUUUGUAAUAAGAAAUUAGAUUAGAAGGAAAUUUAACAAUUAGGGAAAAGCUCUAAAAAAAAAUAGAAAUCGCGUAUGAAGAACUUGAUUAAUACGUAGACAAUUUGUCUGAAAUGUCUUAAAAGAUGGAGAUGAGUUUGUUAUUUCUCAAGGAUAUAUAAAAGGAUGUAAAAUAAAUAAAGACUUAAAUGGAAAAUUUACAAAAAAGUUUAAAUUAGAUAGGGGAUGAUAUAAGAAAGUUAAGAGGUAAGAAAUAUGAUGAAUUAUUGGAAAUAAGAAAAUAAAAGAUUCUAUAAUAAUCCAAGAUAUUAGAAAUAGAUUCUAUUUAUGUAUCAGUAAAAACAAUAGAAUUUGAUCCAAUAAGUGGUGAAAUUAAAAAAACGUAAAAAGGUCAAUAAAUAUCAUAAUUACUAGAUGACGUUUAGAAUAAUUUUGAUGGAGAAGUAAAUGAAUUUAUUUGGAGAGAGGAAAAGAAGGAUGUGAUGUUAUUAUCAGGUAAUGCUGGAUCUGGUAAGAGUAGAGCAGCUAGAAAGAUUGAAGAAUUUGUUUGGAGUUUACAUGGCAAAUCAUCAAAAUGGAUACCAAUUUAUGUAUCUCUUCCAAAUUUAAAAAAUCCAAAAUAUAAUUUAUUCGAAUAAGCAUUAGAAUCCGAUAAUUAUGGAUUUGAUAAACAUUAAAUAGAAGAGUUUAAGGAAGCAAUAUAAAAUAAAAAAGAAUUCAUUUUAAUGAUCUUGGAUAGUUAUGAUGAGAUGAAAUAGGAUUGUAUUUAAUAAAAUUUAAUAUUAACUAAUAAAUUUAAUUAAGAUCUAAAUAUCGAUAAAUUAUAAAGAUAACUUAAAGUAAUCAUUACUACUAGAAAAGAGAUAUUUACUGUUAUAGGAUAUUAAACAUGGUUUUAUGGGGAGAGUCUUGAAAGUUUGAAAGAAGUUUAAUUAUAAAAUUUUGACUAAGAUCAAAUAUAAGAGUAUUUAAGAAAAUAUGUUGAAUUAAGCGUUAGGAGAAAGAUAAAAUAAAUCUAUGAGUUUGUAAAGUAAGUGUAAAAUUCAACUUUUGAACUUUAAGAGUUUUAGGAAAUUUGGCAGCUAAUUGAGAAAUAAGUAAAAUGUGCAUCAGAAGAUAGCAGAGAUACAGAUGAAGUGAUUUUUAGAAAAUAAGAAUUAGAAAAUUUACUGCAAUAAGUUACAUCUCAUAAAGCUUUAAAAUAUUUAAAGGAAGAACAUAUAAUUUCCUUAAGAAAGGAUUUACAACCAUUAUGGAGCGUAAAAAAAUUUGAGAAGGCUAUAAAAAAUGUUGGUAUUUAAGAUCUUUUAACUACACCCUUCAUGUUAGAAAUAGUGGUGUAGGUUUUACCAAAUAUGACAAAAUAAUAUAAAGGAUCAAUAGAAAUAAGAAAUCUAUUUAUUUAAAACUAUAUAAAAAUAAUUAAAAAAUAGAAAUUAUCAGAGCAAUUAAGACUUAUAGAUGUUUAGAAUUAAGAUUUUUUAAAUUAAAAGGAAAAUAAUCAAAGUUAUUCAUAGUUAGAUAAUGAUUAAAAGUUGAAAUAAAAAGAUUAUGAAAAAAAUAAAUAAGAUAAUUCUGAAAAAGAUAAACAGAAGCUGAAAGAAGUUAUUGAUUAGUUGGAUAAGAGAAAUUUUUUUUCAUUUUAUUUAAUUACAAGCGUUUUAAUUUCGAAAAAUAAUUCAAUCUAUGUAGAUAACAUUUAAUUUGAUUUUGAUAUUAAUGAAGUUGAUAAUAUUAUCUAAGCAUUAAAAAUGUAAAAAUUUACUAUUUUUGAAUUUUAUGAAAGUUUCAUAAAAUUCUAUCAUUCUUAAUAAAUUCAAAAGUAGAGGGAAAAAGGUAAUUUUCCAAUUAAUGAAAGUUUUGAGUCAGAUGUCUACUAAUUUUCACAAUCUUUAGCUUUAGAUAUGACUAUUCGAGAUUUAUCUUAAGUAAAAUAUAAAUAAAAAGGAAAAUUAGAAUUAGUAAGUAAAUAUAAUAGUUUUAAAAAUGUUAUUGAUGAUAUUUGGCCAAAUUAAUAUUUUAGUGAUACUUUAGAUAAUAAGGAUUACAAUGCAGUAAUAAGAAGUUGCAUUCUUGUAAGUGCUAAAGGGAGUACUUAUUCAUUUAAUCAUAAAUCAAUUUAAGAAUUUUAUGUUGCAAAGUAUAUUUUGGAUUUACUUCUCUUUUUUGAUUGUGAAAUUUCAUUUGAAUCCUUAAAAAGAAUUGAAAAAGAGAACUAAAUUUUAAUUGGUUCUUUAUACAAUCAAAUUAAAUUAAACAUUUCAAAAGAAAGUUAUAUGGGAAUAUCAAAUUUUGUUAAAGACAAAUUAUAAAAUAUAGAUGGAAUAAAAAAUACAUUAAUUAACAUAGUUACACUUUCAAGAGAUGAGAAAUAUAAAUAUGCUGCAUCAAAUAGCAUUUAUUUAUUAAAUUAAUUAAAUGCUUAGUUAGAAUCAUAAGACUUAAGUUCAAUUUAAUUAUCAGACACCAAUAUUUCAGGAUUAAGUUUCUAUAAUAGUAAUUUAAGUAAUUCAAAGUUUGAGAAAGUAAAAAUUAAUUCGUGCAAUUUUAAUUGUGUUAAUCUUACUGAAGUAAAUUGGAAAGAAAUAAUUUGUAAAGAAAAACCUUGUUUGCAGGGACAUCAAUCAGAAGUUUAAAUUGCAUUAUUUUCACCUAAAGGUAAUUUGAUUGUUUCUGGUGAUAGAGAAUAUAAAUUAAAGCUUUGGGAUGUUGAUAAUCAUACUUAAGUGGCAUAAUUAAUAGGUCAUAAUAAUUAUAUUAAUUCUGUCUAAUUUACUUCUGAUAUUACUAGACUUAUUUCUUGCAGUGAUGAUGGCACAAUCAAGUUAUGGGAUCUCAGUAAUCCCUAAUAGCCAUAACUAAAAGUAACAAUCUAAAAUAAUAUCUCCAUUAAGCAAAUUGUGCUUUCUAAAGAUGAUAACAUGUUGAUUUCUAGAAGCAAUAAUAAUUUUAAUUUAUGGAACAUGCCAAAUCUUUAUUUAAAUUAGGAUACCAGAACUAUACAAGGAGAAAAUGAUGCUACCAAAAUAUUUACUUACUCUUAAGAUGAAUCAUUAAUUGCUAUUGGUAAAAAUGAUGCAACUAUUUUAAUAAUCAAUCUUAUGACAAAAAAGGAAUAAAAGUUAAUUGGCCAUAUAGGAAAUAUAGAAGCAUUAGCAUUGAGUCCUGAAGGAAACAUUUUAGCUUCUGCAUGUUCAAAUUUUAACUUAUUAGUAUGGGAUUUGUGUUCCUUUAAGUUAAUUCAAGUGCUUUUAUAUAAUUCAUUUAAAAUUAACCAGUUAGCUUUUAUUUAAAGUGAUAAAUCAAUAAUUGCAAAUAGUUAUAAUAGUUUAGCUUUAAUCGAAUUAGAAUAAUUAAAACCCUUUGAAGAAAUUUCAAUUAAUUAAUGUUCAGUAGUUUAUCUUUCAUAGUUUGAUGACAUUUGCAUUUUAGGAUAAGAUAAUUACAUAGCUAUUCUAGAUCUAAAUACAUUACAAAUUAUAAAUAGCUUUUAAUGUGAGUUUACAGUCGAAUCAAUAUCAAUAUCAAGUGAUUCUUUAUAACUAUCUACAUAAGGAUAAAAUAAAUUAAUAAUAUGGAGUUUGCAAACAUUACAAUAAAUGGUUAGUUUAGAAGACUAUAAGGUUAGUUAGGAUAGAUUUUAGUUGUCUUAGAAUUUUGAAUAUGGUGUUCAUUAUAAUAACAUGGAAACAAGAAUUUUUAAAAUUUAAAGGAUUGCUUAGACAUAUAAAUUAAAAUCGAAGUUAAUAUUAAACUAAAUUUAUAUAUAAGAUUUUAAAAUAAAUUUAAAUAAUGAAAUUUUAGCUUAUCAAAUAUACCAUGAGGAAAUAAUUCUUUUUAAUAUUAAUUAUAAAGAAGAAUUGGAUGUUUUAAAAUUAAGCAAAGAUUCAAUCAAAAGUUUUGUUUUUUCUCCUUCAGUAAAUAUUUUAGCAUCAGCUCAUGAUAGUAAAAAAAUCAUUUUAUGGAAUUUAGACAAUUAACCAUAUUCAAUGUUAGAAUUAGUUUCUUCUUAUUCAUAAUAUGAAUUGAAGGAUUUUAAAUAUUCUUAUGAUGGAUCAUUGUUGAUCAUUUUAGAUUCAACUUCAUCUAUAUAUAUUUGGAAUUCAUUUGAUGGUAAUCUAAAAUAUAAGAUAGAUGAAAAAUAUAGGAUAGAAAAAGAGAUAACUAUAUCAAUAAACAAUUAAUAUAUUGCAUUAAUAGAUAAUAAAUAAAAUGAUAAAAUAAUAAUUUGGAAUUUAUCCUUAAUGAAAGAAGAAAACUUAUUAAAAGAAGAAGCUCGUGAUGUAAAUCUAAUCAAGUACAUUCAUAACAAAAUGAGAUUAAUUUCUUUUAGUCAAGGAGCCAAAGUAAUUUUUUGGAAUGCAAUUGAAGGAAAUGUAGAAUAUUAAAUAAAUUGGGCUAGUGAAUAUAUUUCCUAAGUUUGUUUUUCAAAAAAUGGAAAUCUUAUGGCUUGGACUGAGAAAGAGAUGAUCUGUUUAUGGGAUUGUUCAAAAGUAGAAAUUGAAAUGAUAGGAUGUGAAAAAUUUUAAUCUGAAAUUCGUAGAUUGAAUUUCAUUGGUAAUUCUAAUAAUUUAAUUUAUUUAUUGGAGACACAAAUUAGCAUCCUUCCUCAAUAAUUGUUAAAUUCGGAAAAGAUAAUACAGUUGCAUCAAUAAUAAUCAAAAUCAUAACUGAGCUCCUUUUCUCAAAAUUAUUAGCUUUUGGCAAUUAUUUAAUCUUGCAAUAUCCAUAUAUUUUUGGUUUAAGGAUGGAAAUUCUAUAAAACUUUAGUUGGAGUUUCUGAAAUUCAAAGUAUAAUGUUUUUUUAUGAUGAGAAUCAACUCAUUUCCUCAAAUUCACAUGGAGAUUUAACCAUUUGGAAUGUUCAUUCUGGUUAAGUAAUGGUUACUUUUAAGACUUAUAAAAAUGCAAAAAAAUUAUAUCUUAUAAAUAAUGAUAAAAUUUUAGUGUUAGUUGGAGAAUAAAUAUCAUUUUGGAAUUUAGAAAAUAUUUCAAAUAUUAAAUUAUGUGGAUUAUAUUCAAAAUAAUUUGAUAAAUAUAUUGAUUUUAAAAUAAAAAUCUCACAUAAAAAAGAUUAAUUUUCCUUUAAUCCCACCUCUAGUAAAUUUAUAAUCAAAUAAUUGAAAGAAUAAUAAGAUAUAAGAUUUUAUUAACAUAAAGAUAAUAUUAAAAAAUUAGAAAUAUUUGAAUAAAAUUAAUAAUGUUUUAUUUGUGAUGAGAAUAACAAUCUCAUAAUAUUAUCUUUACAUAAUGAAGAUAUAUUUAUGAAAUUAAAAGAGUUUCCUAUUAAAGAUAUUUUAAGAUUUUUUUAGUUCGAAGAGAUAGCUAUUACCCCUAACUAGAAGCUACUAGCAAUAAAAAGUUUCUCUAACAUUUAGAUAAUUUAACUUUAGGAGAGAAAAAUAACCUGGUACCAGCCAUCAUCAUGUUCUUCGACAUAACAAUUUUUUUUUAAUAAAAAUGGAGAUAUGUUAAUUGAUGUGGUUGAUAAAUAAAUAACCCUUUAUUUACUUAAUAAAAAAUUUGAAUUAAAAAUCGAUUGGAUUAGGAAUUUUUCCAAUGAAGUUAAACUCACAAAAAUUUCAUAGAGUAACUCUUUUCUAUCAGUAUUGCUAAAUUCAGGUGAUCUUUUGAUAAUUAAUUUGAUUGAAAGACAAUAAAUCGCUGAAAUUAGCUGCAAUAACAUUUAAUAGAUUGCAAUAUCUCUAGAUGAUAAAUAUUUAUUUGUAAUAAAAGAAAAUUAUUUGAAAAAAUUUGAUAUAAAAGAAUUGUCUUUUAGUGAUAACAUAAAAUUAUCUUAAGAAAUAAGUUGUAUGGCUAUAAUAAGUAACAACUAAAUCUGCAUUGCUGAUAAAGAUUUUAUUUAUUUAAUAAAUUUGGAUUAAGAAUUAUAAUAAUCAAUAAAAAUUGAUAAUCCUUACGAAAGUACACAUUUAGCAUAUCAUCCUAAAUUGAAUUUAUUGUUUUCUUGUGGAAAAGAUAACAAGAUCUAUUAAUGGAAUAUUGAAGCAAAGAGAAAUAUUGGAAUAUUUGAAGGACAUCAAGGUUUGAUAAAUUCACUUAGUUUCUCAUCAGAUGGUUUAAUACUUGCUUCUUCUAGCGAUGAUAAAUUAAUAAAAUUAUGGAAUAUUGAAGCUAAUUCUUAAUUAGACUUAUAGUAAGGACAUUUAAAAAGUGUAAAUUAAUUAGCAAUAUCAAAGGAUAGUUUAAUAUUAGCUUCUGGAAGUUAAGAAUUUUAUAUAAUACUUUGGGAUUUACUAGAUAUAUAAUAUAUAAUAACAUUAGAAGGACAUAAUAGUAAUGUUAAUUGUUUGGAUUUUUCAUAUUGUUCAAAGUGGCUUGUAUCUGGAAGUGAAGAUGGUACAAUUAUAUUGUGGGAUGUAAGAAAUCUAAUUGAUACAAAAGUAUUACAUGUUGUUAAAGAAAUAUUUAGUUCAAUAAGAUAGGUAUAAUUUUCACCAAAUGGUAUGACAUUUGCAACUACAUCAACUUCUGUUGAGCAUAAUAUUCCAGAAAAUAAAAUUUAAUUUUGGAACUUAAAUAAUAUUGGAAUUUAAAACAUUUAUAUAAAACCAUAUAGAGAGAAAGUUUCAUUAACUUGUUUUACUCAAAAUGACGAAUUCAUUAUUUAAGGGCUUGAAAAUAAUAUUUAAACAUAUAGAUUAUCAACUGGCUAGUAUGAUUUAUUGAAUGGACACAAAAAUAAAAUAAUUUUAAUUGAUAGCUCAAAUGAUAAUACUAAAAUUGUUUCAAUAGAUGUAUAAUAAAAUAUGUUUUUAUGGAAAUAUAAUAAUAAUAAAUGGUAAAAAUAAUCUAUAUCACUAUUUGAACCUGCUAUUUAAAAAGUAAUAUUUUCGCCAUAAAAUACUAUAAUUGCAUCUUAAAAUGAAAAUUCAAUAACUUUAACAUAAGUAGAAGAACUUAAAUAAAUUGAAAACAUAGUUAAAUAUAAUUUAAAAACUGGUACAAUUAAAAGAUUGAUUUAAUCUUAAGAUGGCUCUAAAUUAUUGAUUUAAAGUAUUGAAAAUGUUAAUUGUAAACUAUUGAUAAUUGAUCUAAAAUAGGGAGAAAUAUAUAAAUAAUAUGAUGAUUUCUAGUUUGUUGAGUAAAUAAUUUAUCAAAUGAUGGCUAAUAUUUAGCCGCAAAGAAGGAUUUAGGAUCCUAAUAUUUAGCAGCAUAGACAAAUUUAGGAUCCGCAAUUGAUAUAUAUAGCAUAUCAGAUUUGAAGUGUUCUCUCUAAUAAUUUCAUCUUCUUCCGAAUCCUGUUUCUUUCCAAUUUAAAUAAAAUGAUUCAAAUUUAUUGUACGUAACACAAAAUACAAAAAACGAAGUAAUUAUUAAAAUUCUAAAUAUUUCUUAAAAUACUCAAGAAGAAAUUUUUUUCUAACAUGAAUCAUCAAUUUGGGAUAUGUUUUAUAUAUCAAGCAACUUAAAUUAUCUUGUGGCAAUUACAAAGGAUUCAAAUUUGCAUUUUAUAAGCACAAAUUAUAAGAAAUAGAAUAAUUCAGAAACUUCACUUCUAAUGAAUGAAACAAUUUAAUGUCACGCUUUUUCAUAGGAUGAUAAAUUUUUUAUGGUUUCAACUAAUUAUAAUUGGAUAUAUUUGUGGAAUAUUUUUGAUUAAAAAAAAUGUGAUGAAUUUGAAUGUUUCACUGGAAAAGAGAUCCUUUAUUUAGCAUUUUCUUUAGAUAAUCAAAUAAUUUGUUGUGAACAAACUCUAAUUUUUUUAAUUAAAAUACAAUAAGAUUAAAAAUUAAAAAUCAUUAGAUAAUUUUAAUUGCCAUAUAAAAUAAAUCAUUUCUCUUUUUCUCCUGAAAAUUUAUAAAUUUGUUUGAUCAAUAAUGAUUCUGCUGAAUUAUUGGUAGCUAAUUUGAUUGAAAGAUAAUAAAAAAUAUUAGUUGAAUCAAAUAUUAAUGAUUUUUGUUUCACUUUUGAUUUCUAAUAUAUUGCGGUAGUGACUAAAUCAUCUUUAUGUUUUUUUGAUGCCAAUAAUUAAAAAGAAUUAUCACGGGAUAAAAAUUGGUUUGGAUCUACAAUUUUAUUUUUGGGAAACAAUUAAUUAAUUUUAGGUUUUGAAAAUCUAUUUUAUGUUUUAGAAAUAUCAAAUCUUAAUCAGAUUAAAGAAAUAAAUUGUAUUGAACAUCUUACUUAUAUAACAUCUAUAUCAAUCUCUAAAGACUUAACUUAUUUAGCUUUAAAAAAUCAUAUUAGUUCGACUAUAAAAUUAUGGAACAUUAAAGAUGUUAAAAAAAUUUAUCUAGAAAAAAUUUAUAAAAAUAAUUGUUUUGAAAAUUAAAAAGUUUUAAUUUCUCAAGAUAACAAGUUCCUUAUUUUUAAUUAUAAUUAAAAUUUAUAAUUAAUCAAUAUUUAAGAAGAUUGCAAAUAAUUAUUUGCCAUUGACUUUAAAUAUUAAGAAGUGCAUGGGUUUUAAUAUUCUUCUGAUGGCAAGUAUUUCGCUAUCAUCAUCUAGGGAUAGCUAAAGUUAUAUAAUUCUGAAACAUAUUAAUAAAUAGAAUUAAUUUUCGAAGAAAAAAAAACGAAAGAAUUAGUAUUUUCUUUAAAAAAAAAUUUUUUAGCUUUGAAUUGUACAACAAAAGUAGUUUGCUUAUAAUUUGAGAAUGAAAUGAUUUUAAAGACAAAACAAUUGUAAAAUUUUAAUAAUGAAAUAUGUGCGAUAGCUAUAUCACCCUUUGGAGAUAAAUUGAUAAGCGGUGAACCUGAUUCAUCUAUAAGAUUAUGGGACAUAGAUAAAGAAUAUUGUUUGAGCUGGAUUUCUAAUUAGAAUGAUGAACCACUUGUGUUUGCAUUUUUCCCUUAUGGUAAAGCAUUUGUUGGAGGUAUUAAGGAUGGUUCAGUAAAUUUAUAUAGAAUAGAUUCAAAAAAUAAGAUCUAAAAGCAAAAUUAAAAAUAAAGGCAAAAUUAAUCACAAAUAGAAAAAUUGGAAGGCUAAAAUGAAGAACUAUAUUUCUCAUGUUGUAAAUCCUUUUCAAGAAAUUCUUUAAUAUUCGCUCAUAAUUGCAAAUUAUCUGAAUCAAAUAUUGACUAAUCGAUAUUAAGGUUAUUUUUACAAAAAGGAGCAAUCAAUUGA
Paramecium sonneborni is the source of this 12439-nucleotide messenger RNA. The record is from the annotation of a GenBank genome assembly. NCBI's taxonomy places the organism in Eukaryota, Ciliophora, Oligohymenophorea, Peniculida, Parameciidae.